Diaporthe citri is the source of this 687-nucleotide messenger RNA. RefSeq lists its product as uncharacterized. The transcript has 2 exons. The coding region runs from base 1 to 687 and encodes 228 amino acids. The record is from RefSeq and is a predicted model, not a curated record. NCBI's taxonomy places the organism in Eukaryota, Fungi, Ascomycota, Sordariomycetes, Diaporthales, Diaporthaceae.
AUGGGAUGCUCAUCAUACAACAGGAAAAUACGAAAUGGCCUACACAAUCGCUUUCCACUCGAAGGAUCUCCCGAGGCACGCCGAUAUGACCUGAAUCGACUAGUGUCCCCACUGCUUCGACUCCCCUUCGAAUUGCGGCUCCAGAUAUAUGAGCUUGUCCUCGGAGACCGACAGAUUCACAUCUUCUUCGUGCCCUGGCAGCACAAGCAGCGAAUCAAGAAUGGCCAAACGUACACGGAGACCAUCAAGGGCGGCUUCCGCUAUGAGGUCCUUGACAAGAGACAAGACCCCUGGAAAGUGGAUCGAAGGGAUCUCCGGAAGCUGGCCUCGGCCGCUCCAGACUCGCCCGACAGGGCGCAGAUUACCCUGCUGUCCGGCGUCUGCCGCCAGCUGUACCACGAGACGGCACUGCUGCCGCAGCAGAUGAACACCUGGUCCUUCGAGACCAUGCACGUGAUGGAACGGUACAUACUGAAAGAGAACAGGAUGCCGCUUAUGCAGCGGCGGGCCGUCCAGACGCUGUACUGCAAGGAGAGGCUGCCCAAGGUCCUCGAGAAGAAGUUUGGCGGGCUGAAGGCCAUCGUCUGGAAAGACGGCAAGAAGCUGCGCUGGCAGGACCUGUCUCUGUUCCCGGAAGUGGGAUGGAAAGAUCGCCAGGAGCUUCGCGAGCGUUCGUGGCGGUGGUGA